AUGUGUAGAAAGGGACCACCACCCCGGUCUCAGAGGGACCACCACCCCGGUCUCAGGGGGACUCCACCCCGGUCUCAGGGGGACCCCACCCCAGUCUCAGAGGGACCACACCACGGUUUCAGAGGGACCCCACCCCAGUCUCAGAGGGACCCCACCACGGUCUCAGAGGGACCACCACCCCAGUCUCAGGGGGACUCCACCCCGGUCUCAGAGGGACCCCACCCCAGUCUCAGAGGGACCACACCACGGUUUCAGAGGGACCCCACCCCGGUCUCAGGGGGACUCCACCCCGGUCUCAGAGGGACCCCACCCCAGUCUCAGAGGGACCCCACCACGGUCUCAGAGGGACCCCACCACGCUCGGCUCGGCUCGGCUCGGAUGACACUCGCUCUGAUCCCAGAAGGAAAAGGAAAAGGAAAGAUACCGUCGUGUGGAGUGGACUGUGACGACCUGCGAACGCUGUCGCUGUGA
Messenger RNA from Knipowitschia caucasica, 471 nucleotides. The record is from the annotation of a GenBank genome assembly. Lineage: Eukaryota; Metazoa; Chordata; Actinopteri; Gobiiformes; Gobiidae.